AUGCCGCCAUCCCGUCCCAACGCCCCUUUCAGCGAGCCUUACUGGCACUACGGGGCCCCGCCUCCAUACUAUACAGAGUCCCAUUUCAAGCUGCAGGCCGAAACUCGAGCUUAUGUGAACGAGUACAUCACUCCUUUCUGCGAAGAGUGGGAACGUCAAGGAUCCAUACCUCGUGAGGCAUAUGAGAGGCAUGCAAAGCUAGGCUACGUUGCGGCUGGCCUGUUUCCGCCCGAGCCUGACUACCUGGGCGAGGUCAUUCUGCCUUGUGGGAUUCCCCCGGAUAAGUGGGAUGGCUUCCACGACCACAUUGUCGUUGACGAGUUGACUCGUUGCGGGUACAUGGGUGUUGUCUGGGCGCUUGCCUGUGGGAACAUCAUCGGCUGCCCGCCGCUCAUUAACCACGGGACAACCGAGCAGAAACGGCGCCUUCUGCCAUCCAUUUACAACGGUACCACAAGGUUCUGUUUGGCAGUUACUGAGCCCUCAGCCGGCUCCGAUGUGGCAAACAUCAAAACUGUUGCCAAGCGCCAAGGAGACAAGUACAUCGUGAACGGUACCAAGAAAUGGAUCACAAACGGAGUGUAUGCCGACUACUGUACGGCUGCUGUCAGGACUGGCGGUCCGGGUCAGUCAGGCAUCUCGGCUCUCAUCAUUCCAUUGGACGCCAAAGGCGUGACUAGGCGACGGAUGGAUAACUCGGGCAUCAAUGCUAGCGGGUCGACCUUUAUCGAAUUUGACGAUGUCGGGGUCCCCAUUGGGAACUUGCUGGGAAAGGAACAUGAGGGGUUUGGAAUCAUCAUGAACAAUUUUAACCAUGAACGACUAUGGCUUGCAACUAUCUGUCUGCGUCUUGCUCGAGUCUGUGUGGGACAUGCUCAUGACUACGCGACCAAACGCGAGACCUUUGGCAAGAAGCUCAUAGAGAACCAAAUCAUCCGUGCCAAGCUUGUCGACUCUGGCAAGAAGAUCCAAGCCGCGUAUGCUUGGUUGGAACAGCUCAUCUGGACCCGUGAGCGUCUGGCAAACCACGAUGGUCCAGAUACUCUGGGUGCCAGCGUUGCCAUGCUCAAGACGCUGUCUGCUCGCACUCUCGAGGAGACGGUACGCGAGGCGCAGCAGAUUUUUGGGGGGCUGGGAUACUCCAAGAAUGGCCGCGGGAGAGUCGUGGAGCAGAUCAGCCGCGACUUUAGAGUUCUUGUGGUGGGGGGUGGGAGCGAGGAGAUUUUGACAGACUUUGCAUACAGGCAAGAGGCUCGAACUCUCAAAGGGUAUGCCAAUGGAACCGCAAAACUGUGA
Messenger RNA from Fusarium keratoplasticum, 1296 nucleotides. RefSeq lists its product as uncharacterized. NCBI's taxonomy places the organism in Eukaryota, Fungi, Ascomycota, Sordariomycetes, Hypocreales, Nectriaceae. Gene Ontology annotation, molecular function: flavin adenine dinucleotide binding; oxidoreductase activity, acting on the CH-CH group of donors. Bases 1 to 1296 code for a protein of 431 amino acids. The record is from RefSeq and is a predicted model, not a curated record. The transcript is spliced from 5 exons.